Molecule: messenger RNA, 1868 nt
Organism: Owenia fusiformis
Lineage: Eukaryota; Metazoa; Annelida; Polychaeta; Sabellida; Oweniidae
Source: the annotation of a GenBank genome assembly
CAUUUAAAAAUAGAUCUAUGGUUUGCAACUCAUUUAAACUUAUAAAGAAACUUUCUGGCUGGCCCAUGUACCCCUACUAGGAAUUCCCUUUAUGACACCUUCUAUCUUUGUUAUAAAUCAAGCGUUCGUCUAUUUACUGUAUCUGAAAACGUAAUCCGGCAGCAACCUGGCAACUGAUAAACUUUCGUAGUGAUAUUCCGACUUAUUCUUUGGAUUAUGCUCUUGUAUAUAUUGAAUUUCUUGCUGGACAUCAAGCGUUUAGGUGAAUUUCAAAUAAGUAGAUAAUGCUGCCAUCCACCAAGAGAAGACCUGACCAAUCUCGGAAGGCAGUUGAAUUCUUCAAUGCCGUUAGAUCAGAAAAUGUUAAAAAGGUGAAAAUGAUGAUAGGAAAGCGUGAAUUCGAUGUUAACGAAAAAGAUGUGGCUGACAAAAAAUCUCCCACACCAUUGCUCAUUGCUGCUGAAAAGGGAAAUUUUGAGAUCGUAAAAUUACUUCUAAAAGCUAAACCAAGACCUGCAGAUGUGAAUGCUCAAGAUAAAACAGGGAAGAGAGCAAUUUGGUAUGCAGCUCGGUAUGGUCACAAAGAGAUGGCUGAAUGGUUGUUAGGUGCAAAAGGCCAGGAAUGUGAGGUGGACUACCUUGAUCCUGCAUCAGGUUGUACGCCUCUUUUCACUGGGAUUUUAGCAAAUCAUGCAGAUGUUUGUCGUAUGAUCAUUCAUGCAGGUGCAGAUGUCAAUCUUAGACGUCUUGGCUUUAAUGAGAAUUCAGAGUCGCCAUUGAUAAAAGCAAUCCAGAUGGACAAUUUAGAGAUAGUAGACAUGCUGUGUAACUCAUUGUGCAAUAUGGAAGCUAAGACUGAAGAUGGACUUACUGCACUACAUUAUGCUGUAGCAUAUCGUCGUUAUGACAUCACAGAGUAUUUACUCGAGAACAGUGUUAAGAUACAAGCAGAGACGCAUCAGGGUGUCACAGCCAUGGCAAUAUCAGUUGAACACUUCCUCCCUGCAAUGUGUAGGAUCCUCAUAGAGUUUGGAUAUAAGAUGAACAAAGCAUACAAAUGGAAAGAGACGCCCUUAGAGCAUGCAAUUAAACUCCACAGUGAGGACUGUGCUAUGAUUAUGGUUCAGUGGGGAUGCAAGCUAAAACAUCCAAAUAGGAAAAUAUCCUAUUUUGAACUUGCCAUAAAGGAAGGUCUGAUUAGAUUGGCGAAAUUGAUGAUCCAAAUAAGACCUGAAUUUCUCCAAGAACCAUGGGUUAAACAGAAACACAUACACCUAUCUAUUUAUAAAAAGCCUGAAUUCUAUAAACUCAUAUUUGAGUUAUCAAAAUCACCUUUACCAUUGUUUGAGCUCUGUCGCUCACAAAUUUUCAAACAUUUAGGCAAAUAUGCUGUUUCGAAAGUGAAAAAACUCCCCAUACCAGAGAAGAUGAAGGACUUUCUACGUUGUGAAGAACAUUUUAGUAAAGAUGCAUAUGAAAAGGUGCCAUUGGACAAAAAGGAAUGUCCUUUCGAUUGUCCUUCCUAUUGUGACUCAUGGGAUUGUCCUCCUAUAGACAUAGAACCAGAUGAUACCGAACUUGAUUUGUAAUUGAAUAGUUGCGAUUAUGUGUAGUACCAAAAUCAUUAAUAAACACUAAACAAUUCUUCAAAAUACAUGUUUACUAUCAGGUUACAAGUAGCAAAUAUAUAAAUAUACAGCACUAUCUGCAUUUAUCUGGAUAUGAAAUAUCAUGCCUGGGAUAUUAUGACACAUGUUUCAUAUUAAACUGAUAUGUUUUGUAUACCCAUUAUAUAUUUCAAUAGACAGAGCAAGCCACAUGUUUCAAAUUAAACUGAUAUUUUUUGUAUGCCCAUUAUACAUUUCAAU